AUAGAAACUUUAAACAAAUUGUUUAUGCUUCAUAUUGCCUUCAUCUGCACAGAUAGGCCUAUAUACUGUUAUAACCGACUUAAAAUCUGUGAAUAAGAAACUGUCAUUUAACAGAAUAUAGGCUUAGAAUUAGCACGCUAGUAAUUUCCUAAACAUUGAUUACAGCCACAGCGGAGGAUACCUUUUACCUGGGUGCGCACUUUCAUAAUACAGGUGCGAAUAAAACCAAACAGCGCGCCUUCCGUUCCUUGGCCCCGCCCCUUGCGCUCGGUUUGCGCCAUUACGUCGCCAUACAGAUCAAUGCUGUGCUGCAAGGCAGAAGGCAGGCAAGCAGCUGCAGAGGAAUACUGACAACAGCGGGCAGGCUCGUGUUGGGAAACUCAGAAACGCAACAUUUGCCAGUUUUGUGAUUUAAUGUCCAAAAUUUUUCUCUUGUAAUCUUUUUACUGAUGACAAAGUCUUUGUUUUUUACGCAUGCGUGGGAUUAUCUUUAACACGUUCUCGACCUGAAAUGACUGCGAAUCGCAGUGUGUAGCCAAUGGUUACUGCGGGUGCUCCUGUCGUGUGGAUUAUCCGUCGUCGCCGAGCAAGUCGCAUGGUCGAGCCCGGAGGAGGCCCUGCUCUGCUGGAUGGAUGUGUGUGAAGCAGCGCCGGACUCCGAGUACUGAUGAAGACGGUGAUAAUAAUGAUGCUCGGGUUUCAUCGGCUGUGGGUGAAGUGAUCUUGGAUGUUCGGGCUCUAUCGCCCCUCGACAAACCAUUUCUGUAUACAGCAAAUAUUAUACUCCUUAAAAACUGGACGCCCCUGGAGCAGUUUAUGACGACCCUGGUAGGAGCGUGAUGAGCGCGCGCUUCCGCUUGCCUGCUGGCAGAUCCUACAAUGUCCGGGCGACAGAGCUGGAGCGAGACAGGCAGCACACACAAGUUGUGUGCAACGUACUGCUGCUGGACAACACUGUCCAGGCCUUCAAAGUCAGCAAGUCGGAUCAUGGCCAGGUGUUGCUGGAUGCUGUCUUUAAGCACCUGGAGCUGACUGAGAGAGAUUACUUUGGCCUGCACUUGACUGAUGACUCGUCAGACGCACCACGCUGGCUCGAUCCCAACAAGCCCAUCAGGAAACAGUUGAAAAGAGGGUCUCCCCAUAAUUUGAGCUUCAGAGUCAAAUUCUUUGUGUCAGACCCCAGUAAACUUCAGGAAGAAUACACACGGUACCAAUAUUUUCUUCAGAUCAAGCAAGAUAUUUUAACUGGAAGAUUGCCCUGUCCACACAACACAGCUGCACUGCUGGCAUCCUAUGCUGUUCAAUCUGAACUGGGGGAUUACAGUGAAACAGAGCAUAGUUCAGGCUAUUUGUCUGACUACUGUUUCAUCCCCAACCCUCCACAGGACUUCCACAAAGAGGUCGCCAAACAUCACCAGCAGCACAGUGGUCUAUCUCCUGCCCAGUCAGAGUUUAAUUAUCUGAACACAGCACGUACGCUGGAGCUCUAUGGGGUAGAGCUGCACUAUGCAAGGGACCAGAGUAAUACAGAGAUUCUCAUUGGGGUGACAUCUGCCGGCAUUAUGGUUUACAAGAACAGGGUACGGAUCAACUGUUUCCCAUGGUUGAAAAUAGUGAAAAUCUCCUUUAAGUGCAAACAGUUCUUCAUCCAGCUGAGAAGAGAGCCGACUGAGACACGGGAGAUGCUGCUGGGAUUCAACAUGGUCAACUAUCGGGCCUGUAAGAACCUGUGGAAGGCCUGCGUGGAGCACCACACCUUCUUCAGACUGGAGCAGCCCGUGCCACCACAGAAGAACUUCUUCGCUCACUAUUUUACCCUGGGCUCCAAGUUCAGAUACUGUGGGAGGACCGAGGUGCAGUCUGUGCAGUAUGGAAAAGAGAAAGGCAUCAAGGACAGAGUAUUUGCCAGGUCUCCCAGCAAGCCAUUGGCCAGGAAGUUGGUGGGCGGAAGACUGAACAUCCUGUCAGAUGAGAGACUUGAGACCCAGAGCUUGCCCACUCGCUCACCACCUGGGACGCCCAAUCAGAACUCGCUGUUUGUACAAGAGGGCACACGACUACGUCCGUCGUCUGUUGGCCACCUGGUCGAUCACGUGAUCCACGCGUCACCUAGUCUGCCUGUCUUCUCUUCCAAUCACAAGUCAGCAUCAUCUACGCAGGCCAACAGCAUCAGCCUGGACUCGACACUGUCUCCAGAGGGGGUAGAUGGCCAACCUCCAGCUCUUCCCCCAAAGCAAUUGAGCAGGAAGACCUUGAGUCAGAUAAUCCAGGCUCACUCCCAGCAGAGUCUCCUGGAUAACCAUCUCAAUGAGAUGUAUGAUGUUCCCGUCAAUGCUGACAAGACCACGCUGAAUGGAGUAGUACCUCAUGAUAAUCUGGUUCUGAUCAAGAUGAGACCUGAUGAACAUGGACGCUUUGGCUUCAAUGUCAAGGGUGGAGCUGACCAGAAGAUGCCUAUCAUUGUGUCUAGAGUGGCUCCGGGAACAUCAGCUGACCUGUGUGUGCCCCGCCUUAAUGAGGGUGACCAGGUGGUCCUAAUUAAUGGACGGGACAUCUCUGACCACACCCAUGACCAGGUGGUCAUGUUCAUCAAGGCCAGCUGUGAGAGCCACUCUGGGGAGCUCAUCCUAUUGGUCAGACCAAAUGCUAUCUAUGACGUGGUGGAGGAGAAGGUGGACUUGGAGCCAGAUUUUCAGUACAUCCCUGAGAAAUCCCCUCAGGACCCCACCCAGCUGGACCAGCAUGCUUUGAGGGACUCUAUGGUCACACUGAAGGACACCCUGAGCAGUGGAGCCAUGCUGGCACAGUUUGAUCAAUUGUACAGGAAGAAGCCGGGGAUGACCAUGCUGUGUGCCAAAUUACCUCAGAACGUGUCCAAAAAUCGCUACAGAGACAUCUCCCCUUAUGAUGCCACACGGGUCAUUCUGAAAAGCACAGAUGACUACAUCAAUGCAAAUUACAUCAAUAUGGAGAUUCCUGCCUCCAGUCUGAUCAACCGCUACAUAGCAUGCCAGGGCCCGCUGCCCAACACCUGCUCUGACUUUUGGCAAAUGACCUGGGAGCAGGGAUCAUCCAUGGUGGUCAUGCUGACUACGCAGGUCGAGAGGGGACGGGUGAAAUGUCACCAGUACUGGCCUAACCCAGACAGCAGCGCCACCUACGGAGGCUUUACAGUUACGUGCCACAACAAAGAGGGCAACUCGGCCUUCCUGGUCCGGGAGAUGAGUCUCAUGCACACACAGAGUGAGCAGCAGAGAGAACUCACUCAGAUCCAGUACCUGGCCUGGCCAGACCAUGGCGUCCCUGAUGACUCCACUGAUUUCCUGGACUUUGUGGCUCUGGUACGGAGCAAACGAGCAGGACAGGACCAGCCAGUGGUGGUACACUGCAGUGCGGGAAUAGGUCGAACAGGGGUUCUGAUCACCAUGGAGACGGCGCUGUGUCUAAUGGAGUGCAGUCAGCCAGUGUAUCCUCUAGAUAUUGUCAGGACUAUGAGAGACCAGAGGGCCAUGAUGAUACAAACACCUAGCCAGUACCGCUUUGUGUGUGAGGCUAUUUUAAAAGUCUACGAGGAGGGUCUGUUUAAACCACUCAAAACCACUGUGUACCAACAGAGAGAGAAGAUGAAUGAUGAGAGGGAUGAGGAGAAGAAAGAGCAGCAGAAAGCAGGAGAAGAGACAGCAGCCACAGAAGAAAGUGAGGCGGUGGUGGAGUUGCUAGAAGGAGGUCUGGAUGAGGAGGAGGAUGAUGAUGAUGAAGAGGUGGAGGUGUUAGAUGUGGGGCAAGUGACAGAUGAGGAGGAGGUGGAGGAGCCAAGUGUUGCAAGUGCCACCAGCAUGACAAGUGAGACCAGCGCGAGCCCUGACCCUAAUCCUGCUAACCUGUGACCUUUGACCUCUGGAGGUCAUCAAGCGUUGCCAGGAAGAGGUCAGGUGGCUGGAGGGAAGAACAAAAGCACUGUUGCACUUUAUGCUGACAAAAAUGGAAAAAGACAAACAAAUGAACAAACCUGAAAAUCACAGACAAGAGAAGAAGAAGAAAAAAUCCAGCCGGGUUGAAUCGGUACCAUUAGGAGAAUCUGAAUGUUCAGGAGUAUACACAGAAUGAAAUGAUGAGCGUAUGAGGGAAUAAGAUGUGGAUGGGGAAUUGCUGUAGUGCCAUAAGUACAAAGGGGAAGGGCUGUCCCAGUGGAUGGAAAGAUACCCCUCCCCUGUUUUCCACCCAGAGGGUCGCCCUGUCCCCUUCUGAGUGAGUCUGCCAGACGGACCUGCCUUUUUUUAGUAUCCUUUCAGCUAAUAAAGAGAUAUACCUUUAUCUUUUGUUCCUCAGAAGAGUAUUUAUUGUGUUUUAGUUUGUGUCAAACCCUGUCCACUGAACAAAAAAUGUUGUUUUGUUUGUAUGAGUCUAGAGCUUUGUGCUUUCCUGAUUAAAUCUUGGGUAGUAAAGUAGUGUGAUUCUUCUUCUUCUAACUACUUCGUUUCUUUUUGUGGGGGACAGAAGUGAUUUAAUUUAUUGUACUUGGUUUGAUCUCUCUCAGCCUCCUUGUUUUUGACAGCACAGACUGACAGGUGGACAACUGAAAGCACUUCAUGUCUCACUUCUUGUUCAAUGCUGUGGUGAGUUGGAUAUGUUAUCCUGCUUUGUGCUGUGUUUUUGAGCUUACAGACACAUGUUCUGAAGUGGCCAUUGUCUGGUGUGGUGAAGAUUAUAACCUGUUUGCAAUCCUCAGGGCCUGUGUUUACUGGGCACCUCCCUUUCCAAUUCCAUAAUCACAGCAGCUCUGUCACUAUACACCUCCCAAUGCAAGUUUUAAUUUUGAGCAUUGAUUGAUUCAUCCAUCCAUCCAUUUUCCUCUGCUUAUCCGGGACCGGGUCGCAGGGGCAGUCUAAGCAAAGAUGCCCAGA
Molecule: messenger RNA, 4904 nt
Organism: Monopterus albus (swamp eel)
Lineage: Eukaryota; Metazoa; Chordata; Actinopteri; Synbranchiformes; Synbranchidae
Gene: ptpn4a
Product: protein tyrosine phosphatase non-receptor type 4a
Biological process (GO): protein dephosphorylation
Cellular component (GO): cytoplasm; cytoskeleton; cytoplasmic side of plasma membrane
Molecular function (GO): protein tyrosine phosphatase activity; cytoskeletal protein binding
Source: RefSeq, a predicted model, not a curated record